This is a messenger RNA of Girardinichthys multiradiatus, 2003 nucleotides long. Its product is annotated as TLE family member 5-like. Gene Ontology annotation, molecular function: transcription corepressor activity; protein binding. NCBI's taxonomy places the organism in Eukaryota, Metazoa, Chordata, Actinopteri, Cyprinodontiformes, Goodeidae. The coding region runs from base 16 to 672 and encodes 218 amino acids. The transcript is spliced from 6 exons. Gene Ontology annotation, biological process: negative regulation of canonical Wnt signaling pathway; regulation of DNA-templated transcription. Gene Ontology annotation, cellular component: nucleus; transcription regulator complex. The record is from RefSeq and is a predicted model, not a curated record.
GCAGCAUUUUCAGAAAUGAGGGACCUGGUCUCUGAAGCAGUUACAGAAUACGUUUCUGAAUUUGAUGCAUGUUCCGUUUCCCCCAAGGCAUCAUCCCAGUCCGGCCAAGCUCUGAAAUUCACCACUUCUGACUCGUGUGACCGCAUCAAGGAUGAGUUCCAGUUCCUCCAAGCACAGUAUCACAGUUUGAAGUUGGAGUGUGAUAAACUGGCCUCUGAGAAGUCAGAGAUGCAGCGCCACUACAUCAUGUAUUAUGAAAUGUCCUAUGGGCUCAACAUUGAAAUGCACAAACAGGCUGAAAUAGUAAAGAGACUGAAUGGGAUCUGUGCUCAGGUGCUGCCUUACCUGUCCCAGGAGCACCAACAGCAAGUCAUGGGUGCGAUAGAGAGAGCCAAGCAGGUCACGCCUCCUGAGAUGAACUCCAUCAUACGGCAACAGCUGCAGGUGCAGCACCUGUCCCAGCUCCAGGGCCUGACCCUGCCUGUGGCCCCGCUGCCCCUGGGACUCACCCCGCCCUCCCUGCCUGCCGUCUCCUCCAGCUCUGGCCUGCUCUCCCUCUCCUCCAUCCUGGCCACCUACUCUCACAGCCAGCCACAGGUGGCGAAGGAGGACAAGGCCAGAGAUGCGGCAGAGAGGGCGUCCAGAGGAGAGGACGGAGACAAGUCAGAUUAGUGAAGGGACCCGGAGGUCGAUGGGUUGAGGGUAGGGGGAGGUGGUAUGUGGGGGUUGGGUGUAAGUGUUUAAAAAACGGAAAAGGAAAAACAGACUGUAAAUGGGGGUUGAUCCUAGUUUGUCUCCUGAGUGUUGUAGAGAAGAAACCGCAGAGAUGAUGAGCAAAGAGGACAGAGCUGAAAUGUUUGGAUGUACAAAGGAUCCUGAAAUGCUUAAACUGAAAGUUAACGUCUGUAUCAUUUAGUGGUAAUUGACUCAGUUCAGACCUCAGACUUUUCAAUAGUUUAUUUGUGUGUAAUCAGUUAUUAGGCCUAACAAUUAUAAAUGUUGUUCCUUUUGGAGAGAGGACUGAGUGACAAACAGACCCUUCCAACUGUUUCUUCCCAUGUCUCCAGUAGUCUCGCAGCGACAGUAAGCAGAUUGAAGAACAUCUUUUGUUUUCCCCUCCAUGUAGGCAACACAAUAGCUACCAUCAGUUUAGUUCACGUAAAAUCUCACAUCUGUUUGGUUAGAUACUUUAAAAGACAAGUAUUGGAUCCUAAAUUCAGCUGGUGCCACGUCGGUCGUUACAUUGGAUGGGCCGUAAGCAAAAAAUAUUUAGUUUUGAUAGCUUCUGAGCUGGGUCCUUUUGAGACACAAGUUUAACAUGAUCUUAUGUUUAGGACCAGAUUGAAGUGUUUUGUCGUCAGGUUUCCAGUUUAAGCCAGAAUAUUCCAUCCAAUUUCCUGACAACUGGAAAAAUACAACAGUUCCCUCAGAGUUCAGAUGAUUUACGGGAUGCAGCUCCCAGUAGUUUGGAGAAUUUAAGCUUUCUUUCAGUUGAUCAAUUUAACUUAAUCCCCCCCCAAUGUACACCAGGUUCUUGUAGUCCAGGAAAGGCUCCAUAUCCAACUAAACUUUAACCUACAUCAAAUUGAUUGUUUGGAGAAAAAGACUAAGUUGUAGGUGAAGGACAAGUGACAGGUUUCUUUCUUUUAAAUCUUUUUUUUUUUCUCUCCCCCUGUUGAGAGCAGACAUGAAGCAUUAGCUUGUUGAUAAUAAGACACCAGAAUACUCGUAUUUUCACUCGUUUGUGCUCAGAAUCCUUUAAUAGGCUUUCAGUGAGUUGUAUGCAUGUUGCAUCAAUUCUUGUUCCGUGUUUAGUUUCUAUGUGCAGGACUGUGCUGACACCACUCUCUGCUGGCAUGUUACAGUUCCAUACAUUGGCGUAGAAUAGUGUUUGAUCCCGUAAAGAUUUCUCCUGUUUUCGCUUUUUUGUGUCGCACAUAAAUGUCAUCAAACAAGUUUAAUAUUAGAGAAAGAUAAGCCAAAUAAAGAUGAUAUGAAAGAAA